CCCGCCCACUGCUGCUGUCAUGUGAAAACCACGAUUUGCAAUCUAUGAUCAGCGUGGAGCUUUGAAUGACGCUUGGAGGAGCUGCAUUGCCGAGGUAAAGACUGCUCAGGAUGGCUGUCACGCAGUUUCGGCUAUUUAAGAUUUGCACUUGCCUGGCGUCCAUUCUAUCCUUCUUCAAGAGGUUGAUAUGCAGGUCAGGACGUGGUAGAAAGCUUAGCGGUGAUCAGAUAACAUUGCCAACAGCGGUAGACUACUCAGCUGUUCCCAAACAGGUGGAGGAAUGGAGCUCCUGGGAUGAUGAAGCCCCCACAAGUGUAAAGAUUGAAGGUGGAAAUGGAACUUUAGCUACACAGAAUUCGUUGGAGCCACAGGAACCGGACUACUUUAGGGAUAUGACGCCAACCAUCCGGAAAACACAGAAAAUUGUGGUAAAGAAGAGAGAACCAACCAAUUACAGCAUCCCAGAUGGCAGCCUGGGCUACUCCAGCAGACUGGCAGCCUCCCAGGAUAUUUCCUUUGUUCAUCAGUCUGCGGAAUUGGGAGACUUGGAAACGUGGCAAGAAAACAGGAAUGCGUGGGAGGAGGAGGAAGAUGCCGCAUGGCAGGCCGAAGAGGUUUUAAGGGAGCAGAAACUUGCAGAGCGCGAGAAGAGGAGCGCAGAGCAACAACGGAAGAAAAUGGAGAAGGAGGUUCAACGGCAGAUGAAGAAAGAUCAUAGCAAAAUGGGUGUGAAGUUAUCGUAACACCCGACCAGAGAUUGAUUGGAGGGGCGUGACGCCGAUAGACAUUUCUACGCGUUCUCCAAUGUUUUCACGCUUACCUUGGGCCUGGAUGAUGAUAAACUUUUUGACGAUCCGGUGGCUGGGACAGGCACCGCGUCUACCUUUUUAAGACUUUUGACUCUACAGCAGAUCACAGCCGCCUCAGACUCUGCAUGAGACUUUUACAAUGAAAGGAACACAAUGGUGUAAAUAAUAAUUCCUUGGUGGAAAAUCUACUGCUCCCUAAUGCUAUGUGCAAAUAUGUAAUUACUGAAUAAAGAA
This is a messenger RNA of Nanorana parkeri, 1043 nucleotides long. RefSeq names its product estrogen receptor binding site associated, antigen, 9 (gene EBAG9). The coding region runs from base 111 to 743 and encodes 210 amino acids. NCBI's taxonomy places the organism in Eukaryota, Metazoa, Chordata, Amphibia, Anura, Dicroglossidae. The record is from RefSeq and is a predicted model, not a curated record. Gene Ontology annotation, cellular component: secretory granule. The transcript has 9 exons.